GUUCUUGUUGACAGACACGAGGCGGAAUCCACAGACUCUUUCAAGGAAGAGAUGCUGUCUACAGUAAACUUAUAUGCCUUGGGAGGAAAUCACCUCGUUCAAGCUAUGAAGAUGGUACUUGAUCAGAAUCCUGGAAACGAUAAUUACAGCUGUUUAAGGGCCAUAGAAGUUGAAGUUUUCUGUGGAUUAACAAAUCUGGAGGCGAGAUUUGUGGGAAGUGCCCAUAACAAAAAGUGCAACACCUUAAAACCAACUUUUCAGGAUAAAGUGAAGAACAGUAGAGGAAUAUAUGAAGUCUAUGCAAAUUCAUCUGAGGUCUCAUGGAAAGAAGCAUGUGCCCGUUCCUUAGGACUGCUUGAUGGAAAGGAAAUUAACAAAGACGGCAUACCAGUCAUUCUGUCUGUGGCAAGUUACAGUUCGGUAAACUACAGUCACGUCAUGGAAAUAUUUUCUCAAUUCACCAGAAACAGUCCAAUGGGGACGAGCAUUCGCAAGUAGUAUGUAGUACAUUUUAAAAAUUAAUGUUUUUUUUUUUUUAGAUGAAUACAGUUACAAAGAUUAUUAACUUUACACAAACAUACUCAUAAAAGCAUAUUUAAGUAUUUCAUAUGAACUUCUGUUAUAACCCCCAGCCAUUACAAAUGUACAAAAUCACUAUAAAAACAACUUGUAACUCAUAUGUCAAUUUCU
Messenger RNA from Mercenaria mercenaria, 690 nucleotides. RefSeq lists its product as uncharacterized. Bases 52 to 498 code for a protein of 148 amino acids. Lineage: Eukaryota; Metazoa; Mollusca; Bivalvia; Venerida; Veneridae. The record is from RefSeq and is a predicted model, not a curated record. The transcript has 5 exons.